Messenger RNA from Paramacrobiotus metropolitanus, 3879 nucleotides. Its product is annotated as valine--tRNA ligase-like. Lineage: Eukaryota; Metazoa; Tardigrada; Eutardigrada; Parachela; Macrobiotidae. Gene Ontology annotation, biological process: valyl-tRNA aminoacylation. Bases 421 to 3621 code for a protein of 1066 amino acids. The transcript is spliced from 16 exons. The record is from RefSeq and is a predicted model, not a curated record. Gene Ontology annotation, cellular component: cytoplasm; cytosol. Gene Ontology annotation, molecular function: valine-tRNA ligase activity; aminoacyl-tRNA deacylase activity; ATP binding.
UGCGAGAAGCAUUUCGUAAACUGAAUCCCUUUUGCAUCAUCAGAUGUUCCAGCUCUGAAAUAACUGAAUUGUUGAUAAGAGCACAAAUUGUAUACAAACAUCAACAUUUUAUCCAGUCUCCUUGGUCUAUAUAUGGUUGGGUUAUUUCUGAAGAAAACGUUUAUUGCAGUUUGCCGUGUAAAGUGUCAAGUAACAUUUAACACUUACGAAUACGGAAAACCGUAUUUUUGACUCGUUGGCAGUUUGUGACUUCGUACCAAUCUCGCUGCCAGCGGAAGUACUGUACUUGUGAGAAUUUUGGCGUUCCAUAUCUUCCUUGACAUCGAUAGCAGGAACGACAGAUUUUGUGCCUUCUGCAAACGGGGCAGCUUUGAUUUGACAGUUUUUAAGAGAUUCUGAAGUAACAACAAAUCGUUGAUAAUGAACCCUGACGCCGGAACUGUAGAAGUGGAAUCUACCGCCAAGGACGCGAACAACGCCGCCGGUGAUGCGGCUAACAAAACCGAAGAGGAACUGAAGAAGGAAGCAAAAAAGAAAGAAAAGCAGAAACAGCAGGCUGAAAAAGCCGCGAAAUUCCAGGCGAAACAAGAAAAAGCUAAACAGCAACCAGUGGCACCGCCGAAGCCAAAAGAAGAAAUUAAACCGAAGAAAGAAAAGACAGCGGUGGUUUACGAGAGUCAGCUUCCUCCUGGGAGUAAGAAAGACAUUUCGGGACCGAUGCCGGACUCGUACAGCCCCGCUUACGUCGAAGCCGCAUGGUAUGCGUGGUGGGAGAAAGAAGGAUUUUUUAAACCGGAAUAUGUCGAGAAGCAGUAUCCAGAUAACAAAGAAAAAUUCGUCAUCGUGAUUCCACCACCGAAUGUGACCGGCACUUUGCAUUUGGGCCAUGCUUUAACAAAUGCCAUUGAAGAUACCUUGAGCAGAUGGCAUCGGAUGUGCGGAAAAGCUACUUUGUGGGUUCCUGGUUGCGACCACGCUGGCAUUGCUACGCAAGUCGUCGUAGAGAAGCGUCUAUGGCGGGAACAGAAGGUAUCACGUCACGAACUUGGUCGGGAGAAAUUUCUCGAGGAAGUAUGGAAAUGGAAAAACGAGAAAGGAGAUUUUAUCUACAAUCAGUUGCGGCGUAUGGGAUCUAGUGUAGACUGGGAGCGCGCGCGUUUCACCAUGGAGCCUGUUAUGAGUCGAGCGGUCAUUGAAGCGUUCAUUCGCUUACAGGAAGAAGGGUUGAUUUAUCGCAGUCGGCGACUCGUUAAUUGGUCCUGCACGUUGAAAUCGUGCAUCUCGGACAUCGAAGUAGAGAAACGAGAGCUUACAGGAAGAACGUUCCUUUCCGUACCAGGAUAUAAGGACAAGGUGGAAUUUGGAGUACUGAUCAGUUUCGCAUAUCCUUUGGAGAAUUCCGACGAUUUUAUUGUCGUUUCCACAACACGUAUUGAAACUAUGUUGGGAGAUACAGCGAUCGCGGUGCAUCCCAAUGAUGAUCGAUACAAGAAAUUUGUGGGGCACUUUGCCAAGCAUCCACUGCUUGACCGAAAGAUUCCAAUCGUGGCGGAUGAAUAUGUUGAUAUGACCUUCGGUUCGGGAGCCGUUAAGAUCACUCCAGCGCAUGAUCACAAUGAUUAUGCUAUUGGAGAACGGCAUAAUUUGGAUUUCGUUACAAUUAUGGAUGACGACGGAGUUUUGAAUUCCAACUGUGGGCCUUAUAGUGGGAUGAAACGCUUUGACGUGAGAAAAAAAGUAUUGGAGGAUUUAAAAGCGAAAAAUUUAUACCGCAGCACUGUCGACAAUCCCAUGGUUGUACCAGUUUGCAGCCGAAGCAAGGAUGUUGUCGAGCCACUGAUUAAAUCGCAGUGGUUUGUUAACUGCAAUGAUAUGGCCGCAGAAGCUGUUCAGGCCGUGCGUUCCAAAAAUCUGCGAUUGAUUCCUGACAUGCACGAAAAAAUCUGGUUUCACUGGUUGGAGAAUAUUCGGGAUUGGUGCAUAUCGCGACAGUUAUGGUGGGGUCAUCGCAUUCCUGCGUACUUCGUUACUGUCAAGGGCCAGCCGGAAGCUGAUGAUAGCGACUCACGCUACUGGGUUACGGGGAGAACUUUAGAAGAAGCCAUGGAAAAGGCCGUGAAAAGAUUUAAUGUUCCAAGCACCGAAAUCACUUUGCGGCAGGACGAAGAUGUCCUGGAUACGUGGUUCAGUUCGGGAUUAUUUCCUUUCGCAGUCUUUGCCUGGCCCGAUGAAACAAAAGAUUUGGAAAAAUAUUACCCAACUUCGUUAUUGGAGACGGGCAGUGAUAUUAUAUUUUUUUGGGUUGCUCGUAUGGUUAUGCUGGGACUGAAGUUGACCGGAAAAUUGCCGUUUUCAGAGGUUUAUCUGCAUUCAAUUAUCCGUGAUGCUCAUGGUCGGAAAAUGAGCAAAUCCUUGGGUAAUGUAAUCGAUCCCCUGGAUGUUAUACAAGGAAUACCGUUAGAAGAACUGCAUAAACAGCUCCUCACCAGUAAUUUGGACCCGAGCGAAGUGGAAAAGGCGAAAGCCGGUCAAAAACAGGACUUUCCGGAGGGCAUACCAGAGUGUGGUACGGAUGCGUUACGUUUUGCUUUAUGCUCAUUUCUUACGGAAGGUCGCGACAUCAAUCUGGAUGUGCUGCGCAUCCAGGGUUACCGCUUUUUUUGCAACAAGCUAUGGAACGCCUUGCGCUUUUCUAUGAUGCAACUGGGGGAGAAUUUUCUGCCACUAAAUAAUUGUGCAGAGAUUACAAAGGCGGCAAAUGAAUUGGAUCUGUGGAUACUCAGUCGGGCAGCUUUUGCUAUUCAGGAGUGUAAUGCUGGAUUCAGAGAAUAUAACUUUCCUCGCAUUACAACAGCUUGCUACAAUUUUUGGCUGUACGAAUUAUGCGAUGUGUAUUUGGAAUGCACGAAAGUUGUGUUUGCCGGAUCGGAAGAAUCGGCAAAGGACACUUGUCGACAAGUUCUAUACACUGCACUGGACGUUGGUCUACGGUUGAUAUCGCCUUUUAUGCCCUUCAUAUCGGAAGAAUUGUAUCAACGUCUGCCGCGCCGCUCACAGACUGCUCCACCCAGCAUUUGUAUAACGCCAUAUCCUCGACCUGAGGAUGCGACGCAUUGGGGAAAUAAGGAUCUUGAGAACCGCAUUGAUUUGAUGAUGCAGGUGGUUCGUGCUGCACGGUCGCUGCGAGCCGACUACAAUUUAGCUAAGAGCAAGACACCGUUGUUUGUGUUGUGUCAAAGUGCGGAUAUUCAACAAAUUCUGGAGCCAAUAACGCUCUAUACGAAAACUCUGACCAAUUCGAGCGACGUGACUAUAUCGUCAUCCGAUGCUGCCGUCCCAAAAGGUUGUGGAAUGUUGUCUGUCCGGCAUGACUGUUCCGUAUAUUUGUCAUUGGAGGGAUUCAUAGAUGUUAAGAAAGAAAUGGAGCGUCUCACUGAUAAACAGGACAAAUUGUUCAGUAUGAUAGAACGGCUGAAAAAGGCGACGAGUAUUGAGGGCUAUUUGGAAAAAGUUCCGCCGGAAGUGCGCCAGCAAAAUGCAGAGCGUCUAGCACAGCAGGAAGCGGAAAAGCAGAAACUGGAAGAGACACUUGCCACUUUGAAAACUUUGACGUUAAGCUAAAUCAAGCUUCUUUUCUCAGAAAUUUUUUGUCUGUUGUUCCGUUUUUUUAUUGUCUUGUUGCUUAAAUAAUAAUUAUCAUUUCGACGGAGUGAUGGUAAAGCGAAUCAGAGGUUGAAAGUUGAAAUAGUCAGUUUGAUUUGUCCGUUCGCUGUUGCUGAUGCAGCAGCUGAAAUUUUUGUAAUCAGUUUUCAUGAACGUUUUAAAAUGAGUAUCGAUAUCCGCAGAUCGUACUGGGGUUAUUAUAUUAGAGUAUAUUCG